Messenger RNA from Triplophysa rosa, 4298 nucleotides. RefSeq names its product ATPase copper transporting beta (gene atp7b). Gene Ontology annotation, biological process: copper ion homeostasis; monoatomic cation transport. The record is from RefSeq and is a predicted model, not a curated record. The transcript is spliced from 21 exons. Gene Ontology annotation, cellular component: membrane. NCBI's taxonomy places the organism in Eukaryota, Metazoa, Chordata, Actinopteri, Cypriniformes, Nemacheilidae. Bases 51 to 4004 code for a protein of 1317 amino acids. Gene Ontology annotation, molecular function: P-type divalent copper transporter activity; copper ion binding; ATP hydrolysis activity.
GCGAGCGCAGAAUAACAACACAACACAGAGUGAACAUAAACCUUCUGGCGAUGUAUGGAUCCACCUGGUGUACACUAUGGGGGAACGGAGGUCCGCGUGAGGCCUGCCCCGCUCAAAAACAUGCUUUUGAUAAUCUUGCUUAUGAACAAGGGAGUCCCAGUGAAUUAAAACCCCGUUUGUCUGUGGUCGAGGAGAGGGUAGUGAAGAUGAAGGUUGAGGGAAUGACCUGUCAAUCAUGUGUCCGAUCUAUUGAAGAACAGAUUGGAAGUCUUGGAGGAGUUCAUGAUGUGCGGGUGUCUCUAAGUGAUAAAGACGUCUCUGUGAGGUUUAAUCCUGCGGCGGUGACACCUGAGAUUUUAAGAGAGCACAUUGAUGACAUGGGGUUUGAUGCCUCCAUUCAACUACGACCUUCAGGAACCUGUGCCUCUCAUGCCUCCGACUGGUCCGAGGUGACGUUGGGAGUUGCAGGCAUGCAUUGCGGCUCAUGUGUUCAGAACAUAACAUCAACUCUGUCAGGAAGGUUUGGGGUUAAUUCUGUAUGCGUGUCAUUGGAAAAAGGAAGCGUUGAUCUUCGAUUCGACCCGUCUCUGCUGACCCUGGAGACUGUUAAAGGAUUAUUAGAGGAAAUACCACCCGGGAACUUUAGGGUUUCCAUCCCUGGUUGGAACUCUGGAUGUAAUUCCUGGGUCAGUAUUGGAAUAGAGGGAAUGACGUGCAGCUCUUGUGUUCAGACCAUUGAGGGAAUGAUGUCUAAGAGAGCCGGGGUUGGUUCUGUUAAAGUUUACUUACAGGAAAAGAAGGGAAUUAUAACCUACGACUCCAGUGUCACCCGUUCAGAAGAACUGCGGGAAGCGAUUGAGGACAUGGGAUUUGAAGCCUGCUUAGAACAAGAUUCGUCGGUCUGUCAGACGUCCAGUGGUGAGAAGCAGCUGAAUCUACAGACCUGUGUCCAGACGGCCAAAUCUCCACACUCGACCAUCACAAAUAACCCCAGCGGCUCUGAAGAGAGACAGACACACAAAUGUUGCGUUCAGGUGACCGGCAUGACCUGUGCGUCCUGCGUGGCCACCAUUGAGAGAAACCUGCUGAAACAUAAAGGUAUUAAAUCAGUGUUGGUGGCUCUGAUGGCUGGUAAAGCCGAGGUGAAGUAUGAUCCCGCACUUCUGGAUCCGUCACGGAUCGUUCGGCUCAUCUCUGAUCUGGGUUUCGGAGCGUCUGUGAUGGAGGAGAACACAGUGCAGGAUGGGAUCUUGGAUCUGUCUGUCACCGGUAUGACAUGUGCUUCCUGUGUCAAUAACAUCCAAAGCAAACUUUUGAGGACUGAGGGGAUUCUGGAAGCCUCCGUUGCCCUGGCAACAAACAAAGCUCAUGUGAAGUUUGACCCGGAUUUGAUAGGCUCUCGAGAUAUCGUCAGAAUCAUUGAGGGAUUGGGUUUUGGAGUGUCUUUGAUAAAGAAUGAGGGAUUAGAGAAAAACAACAUGUUGGACCACCAAGAGGAGAUUCAACAAUGGAAGCACUCGUUUCUCUUCAGUCUGGUGUUUGGGAUUCCUGUGAUGGGUUUGAUGAUUUAUAUGAUGGUGAUGGACAGUCAACACAAGGAACAUGGUGGCUCUAUGCCCGCGGAUCAAAACAUCUUACCUGGUCUCUCCAUCAUGAACCUGGCCUUCUUUCUGCUCUGCACACCCGUUCAGUUUCUAGGUGGUCGCUACUUCUACAUACAAGCGUAUCGUUCGCUCAGACACGGUGCGGCCAACAUGGACGUGUUGAUUGUUUUGGCGACCACCAUUGCAUACGUGUACUCUUGUGUGGUGCUGCUCGUGGCCAUGAUCGAAAGAGCCAAACAGAGCCCGCUCACGUUUUUCGACACGCCUCCCAUGCUUUUUGUAUUCAUUGCUCUGGGACGCUGGCUGGAGCAUGUGGCGAAGAGUAAAACCUCAGAGGCUUUGGCAAAACUCAUGUCUCUCCAAGCUACAGAUGCCACUAUCGUGUCCCUGGGCCCUGACAACACUAUUCUCAGAGAGGAGCAGGUGCCUGUGGAUCUGGUACAGAGGGGUGAUGUGGUGAAAGUGGCACCAGGAGGAAAGUUUCCUGUGGAUGGGAAGGUCAUCGAGGGCACGUCUAUGGCAGACGAGUCUCUUAUCACUGGUGAGCCAAUGCCUGUGAUUAAGAGAGCGGGGAGCUACGUGAUCGCCGGCUCUAUUAAUGCUCACGGAGCUUUGCUGGUGAAGGCCACACAUGUGGGGUCAGAGACCACCCUCAGCCAGAUAGUUAAGCUAGUGGAAGAGGCUCAGACGUCAAAGGCACCGAUUCAACAGUUUGCUGAUAAACUGAGUGGCUAUUUCGUUCCCUUCAUAGUCAUCGUCUCAGUGCUCACGGUGGUGGCGUGGCUCAUCAUUGGCUUUGUGGACUUUAACAUAGUUGCACAAUAUUUUCCUGGUUACGACCCAAACAUCUCCAGAACAGACGUGAUCAUCCGCUUCGCCUUUCAAGCCUCCAUCACGGUUCUGUCUAUCGCGUGUCCGUGUUCUCUGGGUCUGGCCACACCCACCGCUGUUAUGGUCGGCACCGGAGUGGGCGCUCAGAAUGGCAUUCUUAUAAAGGGAGGAGAACCUCUGGAGAUGGCCCACAAGGUCCAGGCUGUUAUGUUUGAUAAGACGGGCACCAUCACUAAUGGAGUGCCUCAGGUGACCCGAGUGCUGGUGCUGUGGGACCGAGCGAAGCUUCCUCUCCGGAAGGUUCUGGCUGUGGUGGGCACGGCUGAGGCGAGCAGUGAGCACCCGCUGGGCACGGCUGUCGCCAAGCAUUGCAAAGAGGAGCUGGGUUCAGAAACUUUGGGGUACUGUUAUGACUUCCAGGCCGUUCCUGGCUGUGGAAUCAGCUGUAAAGUUUCCAACAUAGAGGAUCUGCUGCAGAACAACCCCAAAACACACGAGACCCACACAUCAGCAUCUCUCCUCACCCUCCACGGAGCCACCACAGAUGAGAGCAGUCUGCUGACGGAGACAGACACAGGGUCAGACUGUCCUUCAUACUCCGUGUUGAUCGGGAACAGAAAUUGGAUGAAGAGAAACGGUUUGGAGGUCACAGCCGAUGUGGAUGAUGCCAUGAGCAGCCACGAAACCAAAGGACAGACAGCCAUACUGGUGGCUAUUGAUGGGGUUCUGUGUGCUAUGUUAGCUAUAGCGGAUACAGUGAAGACAGAGUCGGCUUUGGCUGUUCGUACCCUGAGCAGUAUGGGUAUUGAAGUGUUUAUGAUCACGGGAGACAACAGACGCACGGCCCGGGCCAUCGCCACACAGGUGGGUAUCAGGACGGUGUUUGCGGAGGUCUUGCCAUCACAUAAAGUAGCGAAGGUUCAGGAAUUGCAGGAAAGAGGUCUGAAGGUGGCAAUGGUUGGCGACGGAGUGAACGACUCGCCCGCUCUCGCUCAUGCAGAUCUGGGCAUCGCCAUCGGAACAGGCACCGAUGUUGCUAUAGAAGCUGCAGAUAUCGUUCUCAUACGAAAUGAUCUGCUGGACGUCGUGGCCAGCAUUGAGCUGUCUAAAAAGACGGUGAGGAGAAUCAGGAUGAACUUUGUGUUUGCUCUCAUUUAUAACUUGCUUGGCAUUCCUAUCGCAGCAGGUGUGUUUAUGCCUGUUGGUCUGGUGCUUCAGCCCUGGAUGGGUUCUGCUGCGAUGGCAGCGUCGUCUGUCUCUGUGGUCCUGUCUUCUCUACUCCUGAGGCUCUACAAGAAGACAUCAGUAGAUGAGUAUGAGGGGAGAGCUCAGCGUCAUAAACUGAGUCUGAGUCCGUCUCAGGUCAGCACACACGUGGGAAUGGAAACCCAUCGCUGCAGCCCUCGUUCAUUUCACAGAGGAUGGGACAGAAAGAGGUGGAGACUUUCUAGUUCAGACUCCUCCUCUCUUAACUCAAACUCCUCCCACCCAUCCACAGCACAAGCGUAUAGCACCGCCCACUAUUCGCGACUGGUUUCUCAUGUGUCUGAGCGCAACUUCAUCGUGUAACUGAACAUAAAUAUAUUGCUGAAAUAAAAACAAUGACAUUUUGUUUUAAACACUGUCUAGUUUCUUAUCUGCCUUUUAUCUACUUUUAAGAAAGUUAAGUUGACAUCUUAUAUUCUGGUCCGCGAUCGCCUCUGGGGAAGUUGCUGGAAAUGAUAGAUAGUGCAAUGAUUUAUUGCACUCAUUGCCGUAGCUUUUAAAAGAGAUGAUUCACAACCAUAGUUAAAACUAGUGGUUUACUGGUAGGAUUCGUUUGGUUGGCAAACCGAGGUGAAUGAAACAUCUGCACCUGCGGUG